Andrographis paniculata is the source of this 2222-nucleotide messenger RNA. RefSeq names its product proline-rich receptor-like protein kinase PERK1. The transcript is spliced from 8 exons. The coding region runs from base 338 to 1945 and encodes 535 amino acids. Lineage: Eukaryota; Viridiplantae; Streptophyta; Magnoliopsida; Lamiales; Acanthaceae. Gene Ontology annotation, molecular function: ATP binding; protein kinase activity. The record is from RefSeq and is a predicted model, not a curated record. Gene Ontology annotation, biological process: protein phosphorylation.
CGCAGUUUUAGUAUUGACCGGCAACGGGAAGCUGCUUCACUUAAAAUAGACACAGCGUACGGGACGACAAAACGGCGACGUUUCAGUCUCCACCGGCACUGCACAGACUCACUGUGUCAGCUCGGAAUCCCCGACGCCAAUGGAGCCCACGCGGCCACGUUUUUGGAAACUUUCCAUGUUCGAGGAGCCUUGUUGGGCUUGAGGAUCCGCUGCUCUCCGAUCUGAGUUUAUUCUAAAGCGAUUCGAGAGAAUAAUUUACUGAAAUUCUACUCGAAAAAGUGGGCGAGGAGCAAACUUUGUGAGUUCCAUUAAAAAUUCGAAGCGGUGAGCUCCGGCGAUGUCUGCGCCGCCGCCUGGGGUUGUUCCGGAUCCGAUAACUCCACCGUCGCCUGUGGAUUUUCUGUAUCCUCCGUCGCCUCUCGGUAAGGCAUCCUCUCAGUCAAGCAACCGCACGACAUUGAUUGCGCUCGGAGUCGGUAUAGGGAUAGGUGGCCUGGUCGUGCUCGUCUGCGUGGGCAUUUUCGUGUUAUGGUACAAGAGGAGGAAGAGGAAGCGUUUCAGCGAUGGCGGCUUUGCUCACGCACAGGAGCAUAAAGAGGAUCCCUUUCAAGGUCCACACCAUAGCCUGCAACAGCAAACUCCACAGGCUAGUAAUGUCUCUGGACAGCCGAAAACCUCAGCUCCAUUGGGAGUUUCAUCGCAUUUGAGGCUAUCCUCACAGGAAGAGUUUAGUCCACCGGCACACAUUUCUGGUGGCAGUGGAAACUCUGCAAAGCCAGUUUCGCAAGCAGGCACUGAUAGUAGGGUUUGCACUAGCCCUGCAUUUACAUACGACGAGCUUGCGCGUGCAACAGAGAACUUCUCUGCCCGUAACCUCCUCGGACAAGGUGGCUUUGGGUACGUGCACAAGGGAGUGCUUAGCAACGGACUAGUGGUUGCAAUUAAGCAACUGAAAGUUGGGAGUGGUCAAGGAGAGCGUGAAUUUCAGGCUGAGGUCGAGACUAUAAGUAGUGUGAACCACAAGCAUCUAGUAUCCCUGGUUGGACACUGCAUUUCAGAAACUCAAAUGUUACUAGUCUACGAAUUUGUCCCUAAUCAGACCCUGGAAUUUCACUUACAUGGUAAGGGGAUAACACCCAUAAAUUGGGCCACCAGGAUGAAAAUUGCCCUGGGCGCUGCACGAGGAUUAAGAUAUUUGCACGAAGACUGCCAUCCAAAGAUCAUACACCGUGAUAUUAAAUCAGCUAACAUUCUUCUUGAUGAAAAUUUCGAGGCCAAGGUUGCAGAUUUUGGGCUAGCCAGGUUCUCUGCAGAUACUGAUACACAUGUCUCCACACGGGUAAUGGGAACAUUUGGAUACUUAGCCCCAGAGUACGCUCUUACUGGGAAGCUGACAGAGAAGUCAGAUGUCUUCUCAUUUGGCGUUGUUCUUUUGGAGUUGAUCACUGGCCGCCGACCAAUUGAUAAAUCGCAGUACUAUCUUGAUGAUAAUAUCAUUGAUUGGGCGAGGCCUUUGCUCACACAAGCUCUGGAAAACGGAAACUUCGAUUGUUUGGCUGAUUCAAGGUUACAAAAGGAUUACGACUCUACUGAGAUGGCCCGAGUGGUUGCAUGCGCCGCAGCCUGCGUUCGUCACUUGUCAAGACGAAGGCCGCGCAUGAGUCAGAUAGUUCUUGCUUUAGAAGGGAAGACUCCCCUGGAGGAUCUGCAUGACGGAAUCCGGCCAGGCCACAGCACAAUGUUCGGUUCUCACGGUAGCAUAGACUAUGACCUCGACGCCUCUUACGACACUACGCAGUAUAAAGAGGACCUCAUGAAGUUCAGGAAGAUGGCAUUACAAAGCGUGGACAUCACAAUCACCACAAGCGAGUUCAGCGGUCCGACCAGCGACUUUGGUAUUCAGCCGUCGGAAUCGAGCAGCGAUGGACUGCAAAAGCCUCAAUAGGAGCUAGUCAAAUCCAUUCCUGACUUACCUCGCAUUGAGAGAAUAUAUGGCAAAUUGUUUGUAGAGUAUAUAGCCUAUUGUCCUCGCAUAUCUCAUCCAUUUUUAUGUAUUUUGAUUCCUCCUUCGUGUAGACGUGCGUGCAGGUGCUUGGAUGGACUGACGAUCCCCGGUGUCCGUACUGUUAGGGUUCGUCGGGAGUGAAGUCGAAUCGAGUGUGUAGAUUGCGUGCAUGUUAAAAUUAGCUUUAAUGGUGAAGAUUUUUGGCUUGCUUUGGUUU